This is a messenger RNA of Bipolaris zeicola 26-R-13, 2346 nucleotides long. RefSeq lists its product as uncharacterized. The record is from RefSeq and is a predicted model, not a curated record. NCBI's taxonomy places the organism in Eukaryota, Fungi, Ascomycota, Dothideomycetes, Pleosporales, Pleosporaceae. Gene Ontology annotation, cellular component: cytosol; mitochondrion. Gene Ontology annotation, biological process: tricarboxylic acid cycle. Bases 1 to 2346 code for a protein of 781 amino acids. The transcript is spliced from 4 exons. Gene Ontology annotation, molecular function: 4 iron, 4 sulfur cluster binding; aconitate hydratase activity.
AUGCAGAAGUUCUCGAGGCUCGGCCGCAUGGGCCAGAGCCUUGCUUCGCGCAGGCAAUUGGCCACCGUCAGCGAUGCUGCCCUCUCCCGCAAGGUCGAGAUGACCAACUGGGAAAAGGGCCACUACAUCAACUACCAGAAGAUGAGCGAGAACCUGGGCAUUGUCCGCUCUCGUCUCAACCGCCCUCUCACCUUUGCCGAGAAGAUUCUCUACUCGCACUUGGACGACCCUCACGGUCAAGACAUUGAGCGUGGUGUCAGCUACCUCAAGCUCCGUCCCGACCGUGUAGCUUGCCAGGAUGCCACUGCUCAGAUGGCCAUCCUCCAGUUCAUGUCGGCUGGAAUGCCCUCCGUUGCUACCCCUACCACCGUCCACUGCGACCAUCUCAUCGAGGCCCAGGUCGGUGGUGAGCAGGAUUUGGCCCGCGCCAACGAGAUCAACAAGGAGGUCUACAACUUCUUGUCCACCUCUUGCGCAAAGUACAACAUUGGUUUCUGGAAGCCCGGCUCUGGUAUCAUCCAUCAGAUUGUGCUCGAGAACUACGCUUUCCCUGGUGCUCUCCUCAUCGGUACUGACUCUCACACUCCCAACGCUGGUGGUCUCGGUAUGGCCGCUAUUGGUGUUGGUGGUGCCGACGCUGUCGACGUCAUGGCCGGUCUUCCCUGGGAACUCAAGGCUCCCAAGGUUAUUGGUGUCAAGCUGACUGGCAAGCUUUCUGGCUGGACUGCUCCCAAGGACAUUAUCCUCAAGGUCGCCGGUAUCCUGACUGUCAAGGGUGGAACCGGUGCCAUUGUCGAAUACCACGGACCCGGUACCGAGAGCCUGUCGUGCACUGGUAUGGCUACCAUCUGUAACAUGGGUGCCGAGAUUGGUGCUACCACCUCGGUCUUCCCCUUCAACGACCGCAUGUACGACUACCUCGCCGCUACCAAGCGUAGCCAAAUUGGUGACUUUGCCCGCGACUACGCCAAGGAGCUCCGCGAGGAUGAGGGUGCCGAAUACGACCAGCUCAUUGAGAUCAACCUUUCCGAGCUUGAGCCUCACAUCAACGGUCCCUUCACACCCGAUCUAGCUACACCCAUCAGCAAGUUCAAGGAGGCUGUCGAGGCCAACAAGUGGCCCGAAGAGCUCAAGGUCGGUCUCAUUGGUUCUUGCACCAACUCUUCGUACGAAGACAUGACCCGCGCUGCCUCCAUCGCCGAGGACGCCAUGUCCCACGGUCUCAAGGCCAAGUCUCUCUUCACUGUCACCCCUGGUUCCGAGCAGAUUCGCGCUACCAUUGAGCGCGAUGGUCAGCUCAAGACCUUUGAGGAGUUUGGUGGUAUGGUUCUCGCAAACGCUUGCGGUCCCUGCAUUGGUCAGUGGGACCGUAAGGACGUCAAGAAGGGCGAGGCCAACUCCAUCAUCUCUUCGUACAACCGUAACUUCACUGGCCGCAACGACGCCAACCCCGCCACCCACUCCUUCGUCACCUCUCCUGACCUCGUCGUCGCCAUGACCAUUGCUGGAACUUUGAAAUUCAACCCUCUCACAGAUUCCCUGAAGGGAGCUGACGGCAAGGAGUUCAAGCUCAAGGAGCCCACCGGUUUGGGUCUUCCCACCAGCGGUUACGACCCUGGCCGGGACACCUACCAGGCUCCUCCCGAGGACCGUGCUUCCGUCCAGGUUGCUGUGUCUCCCACCUCUGACCGUCUCCAGCUCCUUUCUCCCUUCUCUGCUUGGGACGGAAAGGACGCUAAGAACCUACCCAUUCUCAUCAAGUGCCAGGGCAAGACUACCACUGACCACAUCUCCAUGGCUGGUCCCUGGUUGAAGUACCGUGGACACUUGGACAACAUCUCCAACAACAUGUUGAUUGGUGCUAUCAACGCUGAGAACGGCGAGGCCAACAAGGUCAAGAACGCCCUCACCGGCGAGUACGGCGCGGUCCCCGAUGUUGCCCGUGACUACAAGAAGAACGGCAUCCCAUGGGUUGUCAUUGGUGACUGGAACUACGGCGAGGGUUCUUCCCGUGAGCACGCUGCCCUUGAGCCCAGGCACUUGGGUGGUGCCGCCAUCAUCACCCGUUCCUUCGCUCGUAUCCACGAGACCAACUUGAAGAAGCAGGGUAUGCUUCCUCUUACCUUCUCUGACCCUGCCGACUAUGACAAGAUUGGCCCCAACGACCGUGUUGACUUGGCCUCCACCGAGCUCGCCCCUGGCAAGCCCCUUACCAUGACCGUUCACCCUGCCGAUGGCAGCAAGCCUUUCGAGGUCAAGCUCUCCCACACCUUCAACGAGGGCCAGAUUGAGUGGUUCAAGAACGGUAGCGCUCUUAACACCAUGGCCAAGAACUCCCAGCAGUAA